AUGGGGCGGGAGAAGGACGCUAAAGAAGACGAGAAGGCCAAGCACAAAGCGACGAAACUGAAAAGACUGAGUGACUGUGAACGCGCAGGAGCUGGGGGAGAUAACAUCAAGAAGAGCCCAAAUCCAACUAAAGCCACGGAGAAAACGGAUAAAGGAAAAUCUCAUAAAAAGGUCAAGACACCAAAGAUGGAGAAUGUUGAAUCAUCCAGCAGCAUCAGUGAAUCUGUGAAACAGGAACCAGAGGAUGAUGCUUUUACAGCAAAGAAGAAAGGAGUGAAGAGGAAAAGAAUUAAAGAUGACCCCAAAGAAGGCACCAGUGAUUCUGCUAAUUCACCUACCCUAAAGAAGAAGAAAAAGCAACGUCACCUCGAAGAAGAAGGUGAUGGAGUGGCUCAGACAAAGACGUCAAAGAAGAGAACACAAAAGAUGGUAAAGAAGGAGGAAGAAGAGCAGGCAGUGUCAAAAAAAAUUAAGAAGACAAAGGAGGAGAUUGAAGAAGCAAGACAGCUGAAGAUCAAAAAGAAGGAGGAGGAGGAGCAGAAUCGCUGGAGAUGGUGGGAGGAAGAGAAGUAUGAAGAUGGGGUGAAAUGGAAGUUCUUGGAACACAAAGGACCCUACUUUCCCCCUGAGUACCAGCCUCUACCUGACAAUGUUCACUUCUACUAUAAUGGUAAAAAGGUAAAGCUGAGCCUGGCGGCAGAAGAGGUGGCGGUGUUCUUUGCCCAGAUGCUGGACCAUGAGUACACCACCAAGAAGGUGUUCCGCGAGAAUUUCUUUAAAGAUUGGAGAAAGGAAAUGACCCAUGAGGAGAGGUCACUGAUUCAAGAUCUUGAUAAGUGUGGCUUUGGAGAAAUCCAUGCCAUGCAUAAAGCCAAGACAGAGGCCAGGAAAAAUAUGUCCAAGGAGGAGAAACAGGCUUUGAAAGAGACAAACCAGAAGAUAGUGGAUGAAUACGGCUACUGCCUUCUGGACCACCACAAAGAACGCAUUGGCAAUUUUAAGAUUGAGCCUCCAGGGUUAUUCCGAGGUAGAGGCGAGCAUCCCAAGCAAGGCAUGCUGAAGAAGAGGAUCCAACCAGAGGACGUCAUCAUCAAUUGCAGCAAAGACUCUCGUAUCCCCGUACCACCUGCUGGGCACCACUGGAAGGAAGUUCGGCACGAUAACACCGUGACAUGGCUCGUCAGCUGGACUGAAAACAUCCAGGGCUCAAAUAAGUACAUCAUGCUUAAUGCCAACUCAAAACUGAAGGGGGAGAAGGAUUGGGAGAAAUAUGAGGUUGCUCGGAAACUGAAAUCACGUGUGGAUGACAUCCGUUACCAGUACCUCCAGGAUCUAAAGUCCAAACAGAUGGUUACACGUCAGAGAGCUGUGGCGCUAUAUUUCAUAGACAAGCUGGCCCUGAGAGCUGGCAAUGAGAAAGAGGAGGGAGAGACGGCGGACACGGUGGGUUGCUGCUCACUUCGUGUUGAGCACAUCACUCUGCAUGAGCAGCUGGAUGGCAACGAAUGUGUGGUGGAAUUUGACUUCCUGGGUAAAGACUGCAUUCGUUACUACAACAAGGUUCCUGUCAUCAAAAAGGUGUUUAAGAGUCUUAAACUUUUUCUGGAGAAUAAACAGCCCGGAGACGAACUCUUUGACCGCCUAAAUACCAGCGUUCUGAACAAACAUCUGAGUUCUCUAAUGCCCGGUCUGACUGCAAAAGUCUUCAGGACAUACAACGCCUCCAUCACUCUGCAGCAGCAACUUAAGGAGCUCACAAACAAGUCUGACAAUGUGGCAGAGAAACUGCUGUCCUACAAUCGAGCUAACAGAGCAGUUGCUAUUCUGUGUAACCACCAGCGGGCGCCGCCAAAGACCUUUGAGCAAUCCAUGGCUAACCUUCAGGCCAAGAUUGAUGCCAGGAAGGAGCAGCUGGCCUUAGCCAAGACGGAGCUGAAACAGGCCAAGAAGGAGGCCAAGACGAAGGGGAAUUCCGACCCGAAGUUGCAAGCGCUGGUGGAGCGGAAAAAGGCAGCAGUGAAGCGUUGUGAAGAGCAGCUGCUGAAGCUGGAGGUCCAGGCAACCGACAGAGAAGAGAACAAACAGAUCGCUCUGGGUACCUCAAAGCUCAACUACUUAGACCCGCGGAUAUCCGUGGCCUGGUGUAAAAACAUGGAGGUACCUAUAGAGAAAAUCUACAAUAAAACCCAACGGGAGAAGUUUGCCUGGGCCAUCGACAUGACAGAGGCAGACUUUGAGUUCUAACCUAAAACUUAUUCAAGUCUCUCGUCUUAAAAGGUGACAUAAGCUGCAAUUCAGGAACCACUCUGUUAAUUUUACAUACAAUACUUUAAUACUGCAUUUAUUGUAUUUUCAAAGACUGCCCAUGUUGUACUUAUAACUGUGUGGUACGAUCGAGCUGUGCUUUAAUGUGCUUUUGCUUACUGGUGUUUGUUUUUGUUCGACACUUUCUUUGGAAAAACUGCUGUUAUUUACUGUUUGUAUGUUUUUGUUUGCAUUAAUCUGAAUAAAGGUUCCCAUUAGGCAGUAACGGGCCAAAGAAGCUGUCACGAGUUCUUAAACACCACUUUUGGGGAAGUGUUGUUUCAAAUGCAUAAUUCUGCUGGUGUCAGUUUGCAUAAGACUGAGGGCCAGUCUGCCCAUUCAUUCUAAACACAGUGCUUUAAAAUUAACAAUGGGAAACACUGAUUAGAAUGCAAAUAAAAAGGCAGUAACUUUAAAAUCCUUUAAACCCCAUAUUUAAUUAAAAUGGUACAAAGACAACAGAUUUUGCUUUUUGGGGAAAAUAAAUGAAAAUAUAUGCAUGCGCUGAUUUUUAUUUAAGUGCAGCAAUACAUUUAAACAAACUUUUAUGACAGGUGUUUUCCAGCGUGUUGCGUGACCUCUUCUUGAACUGAUGAGACUAAAUGUUGUAGUUUUUAAAGUAAAAGUUGCAUUUUCCAAUUCAUAGUAAAAAGUUUACAGUAGAUAAUUUCAUCUGUGGAUGCGAUGACAAAGUGAUUAAUGACAAUAAGUGCUUCUGAGCCCAGUGACAUCCACUGAAGAUUCUUAUUUUUGUGCCGUGUCACUCCAUACAUCUGAAUAUUAUGCACUGUACAUGAUGGGCUCACAUACUUAUUUGCCCGUGUCAUUUUCCUUAUUAAGUCUAAAACCCUUGAUGUCCCUGUGGUGCUCAUGAUGAAGUUUCAACAUGAAGGGUCUAAAUGAUUCUGGUUUGUUUUUAUUAUUUACAUUUUACAAACUGUCCUAACCUAAGAGGUUGAUUAUAAUUUCAUUACAUUAUAAACAAUAUAGAUUUAAAAACCAUGCAACACUGAGACGUUCCACAGAAUUUGCAUCUGAAAAUGUGAUUCUGGUUUAAAACAAAAAAACAAAACUACAGAAAAAUGCAGAGCACCUCGGAGUUGGAUGUAUUGUUACAAAUUCUGUCAGCACCAGAGGGGUAUGCUACGAAGAACAUUCAACACAGGCAGGCUUUCUUUGCCUUAGCUGGCUUGACAAAACCUAAAACUCCAGUCAGAGAUGGCAAACAUCACAUCAGUUAGCAACCUUCAAGUCGGGCUUUCUGCUUUCAGCUCAGUGCACGCUCGUGUAAAAAGGGGUUUCAUGCAUCGUGACUCUGUGUCCACACAAAAUGAUCCAAGUGCCAUCUACUCCAAUCUCAGACGUUAUCAGAUGACAUGUUAUCAGAUGGUGUAAAAAUUGGAUUUGGUGCAUAACGUGGUAAACAGAAUUUAUGUUAUUGCCGAGUGUGAUUUCAGUGCUGUCACCUUAGAAAUAGUUCUGAGUCUUUUAGACUGGAUACAUUAAAUGUGCCUGAUGUAAAGGAAAUGCACAAAUCACUUUCAUUUGUCAGCAGAUUGAUGCGAAAUGAAUUUCACAUUAGUACUCUUUGUGUGGGUUCUGUAUGCUGGUAGCUGCAGUUGUACUAAAUCAGGGGUGUCUAACUCCAGGCCUCGAGGGCCGGUGUCCUGCAGGUUUUAGAUCUCACCCUGGGUCAACACACCUGAAUGAGAUGAUUAGUUCAUUAUCAGGCCUCUGGAGAACGUCAAGAGAUGCUGAGAAGGUUAUUUAGCCAUUUAAAUCAGCUGUUUUGGAUCAAGGAUACAUCUAAAACCUGCAGGACACCGGCCCUCGAGGCCUGGAGUUUGACACCGCUGUACUAAAUAGUUGGGAUAGGCCCCAGUCCCCCCCACACAUCUGAACUGGAUAAGCAGGAAAGAGAUGGAAUAAAGUGUAACAUUUAUACAUUUUUUUUUUUGCUUCACUAAAAUAAACAUGCACAUACAUAAUGCAAUCUCCUGACGAUGAUUUUAGUGGUUCCACUAAAGUGCAGCUUAACAACUUGUGACAUAUAAAACUUAUUCCCCCAACAUGUGUAUAAAUAACACUUUUUAAAAAUGCUAUGGAUAAAAAAAACAAAAACAAAAAACCUCUGAAAAUAUGGAUUUUUAAAACUGAAACUCUGAACAUAACCUGCUGCCGAGCGGCUUAUGUCUUCAGGUUAAGUGACCAUAGUGACUUAGGUUAAAAGAGCCG
This is a messenger RNA of Pelmatolapia mariae (spotted tilapia), 4539 nucleotides long. Its product is annotated as DNA topoisomerase I, mitochondrial. Gene Ontology annotation, biological process: DNA replication; chromosome segregation; DNA topological change. The transcript has 19 exons. Gene Ontology annotation, molecular function: DNA topoisomerase type I (single strand cut, ATP-independent) activity; DNA binding. Gene Ontology annotation, cellular component: chromosome; nucleolus. Bases 1 to 2244 code for a protein of 747 amino acids. Lineage: Eukaryota; Metazoa; Chordata; Actinopteri; Cichliformes; Cichlidae. The record is from RefSeq and is a predicted model, not a curated record.